AGUGAGAGAGAGCGGAGCUGUAGUGACUAGAGUAACAAUAAUACGAAGCACGCAAAGAUGGCUGCAGGUUUCAGUUUGACCUAGGUCCAGGCGAUGUGAGCGCUGGUUGACGGUUGGCGAACUCGCGCGGCUGUCACCGGGACCGCGAUGGGACGCGGGCCAGCGCGCUGAGACGCCUCUGAUGGCCCAGGAGGGCGCCGACCAGGAUGUACGGCGAGCCCUGGACGUGGUCCAGUCGAUGAUCGACAUCUCCGCGGACCGCCUGGAGGGGCUGCGGACACAAUGCGCGACCAGCGCGGAGCUGACCCAGCAGGAGAUACGGACCCUGGAGGGGAAGCUGAUAAAGCUGUACUCGCGCCAGCUGGUGACGAAGGCUAAGCUGCCCGAGGAGUCACUGCCCUCCGAGAUGCGACACUUCCCGUCGCUGCGGCAGUGGCUGCAGGUGGUGGGGCUCAGCCCAGAGUCCGUGCACACCGUGUGCCAGAGCGUGGGCUCGCUGGAGGCCCUGCAGGAGAAGACCGACCGGGAGCUGUGCGGUCUCCUGGGCGCGCGGCACGCCCGCGAGGAGGAGGCUCGUCGCCUCGGCCGUGCCCUGCACAACCUGCGCAAGUACACGGAGAUCCUGGUGCGCGGGGAGGCGACGGAGGAGCCGGCCCUGUACUGGGACUCCUGGGACCGGCACCAGGUGCUGAAGGGCGCGGGCAGCGGCUCCCCGCGCCCGCUAGCCUCGCGCGCCGCCCGCUGCUCCGUGCCCUCCGAGGACUACCACAGCAGCAGCGGGGACGGACUGGGGGGCUCUGCCACCACGCUGGCCACGGCCUCGUCCACCUCCUCCAUCGCGUCGCUGCCCCAGGGCUCGCCCCUGCCGCUGUCCCCGCCCGCCACCCCGCCCGUCUUCAAGAGCCGAGGGGCCGGGGAGAAGGCACGCUUCCCCACCACGCCCCCGCCGUGCAAGAAGCACCAGACGGCGCUGCAGUCGGCCGCGCUGCUGCCCGACACCUACCCCCUCACCAAGUCCAAGUCACACGAGUCCCAGCUGGGCAGCAACGGCGCGGAGCAGGCGAGCGGCAACGGGGCGGGGCGGGCCCCCAGGGCGCGGCUGCCCACCGAGCCGGGCCCCACCACGGACUACGAGCAUGCGUCCUCGCAGCUGUCCAGCCCCGUCAGGUCCCCGCCCUACAGCUCCGGGACGCUGGACAGCAGCGACGACAGUGGCUACAAGUCCACACUGCAGGUGCCGCGGUCCCCACACACCCCCACCAUCUCGCGAGGGAUGGGCCACGUCAUAGCGCACCGCUUCACCAAGACCUUCAAGAUGAUGACCACGUGUGACUACUGUGACAAGCAGAUGUUCAUAGGCACAGGUCUGAAAUGCAAGGAGUGCAAGUACAAGUGUCACCGGGACUGCGAGGCCAAGGUGCCCCCCUCCUGCGGCCUGCCUCGCCAGUUCGUCGAUGAGUUCAAGAGGACCUGCGGGUUCUCCACGCAGUCGCCCAGCCUGGAGCGCAGCACGGCGUCCCCCAGCCACUGUGCCAACCUGCUGGCGUCCAUCACGCGCCGCGAGAGGAAGCGCGGCCACCCCCAGCCCUCCAUCAACAUCCCCCCCUUCUCCGGCCCGGACUCCGGCUCCAACACGUCCAGCUGCAACAGCUCGACCCCCUCCAGUCCGGCCGUCGCGCUCGCCAGCCACACCCCCCUCGCCACGCCCAAGCAGCAGUUCCACUUCCCAGACGUGGCGCCGCUGAGCCACGGCGUGACGCUGGAGACCCACCCGCUGCCCCAGCAGGCCGACACGCACCAGUCCAACGACAGCGACCGCACCCUGUCGGGCAGCACGGACUCGGAGCGCACGCCCGUGCGUGUCGACUCCCAGGACAGCCAGGUGUCUGACGGCGAGGCCGUGGACCGCGCCUGGCCGCGCCAGAACAGCUUGUCGCUGCGGGAGUGGGACAUCCCGUACGACGAGCUGCGCAUGGGCGAGCGCAUCGGCACGGGCCGGUUCGGCACGGUGUACCGCGGCAACUGGCACGGCGACGUGGCCAUCAAGGUGCUCAACAUGGACUACCUGGACGACGAGAAGAACCUGGAGGCCUUCCGGCUCGAGGUGGCGACGUUCAGGAAGACGCGGCACGAGAACCUGGUGCUGUUCAUGGGCGCGUGCAUGAAGCUGCCGCGCCUGGCCAUCGUCACCAGCAUGUGCAAGGGCAUGACGCUCUACACGCACAUCCACCUGCGCAAGGACAAGUUCAACGUCAACAAGACCACCAACAUUGCUCAGCAGAUCUCGCAGGGCAUGGGCUACCUGCACGCCCGCGGCAUCAUCCACAAGGACCUGAAGAGCAAGAACAUCUUCCUGGAGAGCGGCAAGGUGGUGAUCGCAGACUUCGGCCUGUUCAGCGUCACCAAGCUCUGCUACGGCAACAGGAAGGGCAACGGCCUGAGCAUCCCGCCCGGCUGGCUCUGCUACAUGGCCCCGGAGAUCAUCCGCAGCCUCAAGGCCCAGCAGAAGCACGACGAGGAGGAACUGCCCUUCUCCAAGGCCUCCGACGUGUACGCCUUCGGGACGGUGUGGUACGAGCUGCUGUGCGGAGAGUGGCCCUUCAAGUGCCAGCCCCCAGAGGCCAUCAUCUGGCAGGUGGGCAAGGGCAUGAAGCAGCCGCUGGCCAACCUGCAGGCGUCCCGGGACGUCAAGGACAUCCUGAUGCUGUGCUGGUCGUACCGUGCCAGCGACCGGCCAGAGUUCACACCCCUGCUGCGCGCGCUCGACAAGCUGCCGAAGAAGAGGCUGGCACGGAGCCCCUCGCACCCCAUCCACCUGUCGCGCUCCGCCGAGUCCGUGUUCUAGCCGCGCGUCCUCGCCACGGCCCCCUGUACCCCCUGUACCCCUCGUGCCCCCUGUACCCCCUGCACCCCCUGUACCCAGUGAUGCCAGAGCCCACCCGGGCCAGUGUCUUUCCAAGUCAUUCAGUAGCUGUUUCGUGUAUUUUACCUACACAGCUACUUGUAGCAUUCCGUUUCAUUCACGCACCGAAUAUGUACUUUAUAAUUCUUAUGUUCUUAAAAAAAAUUACAAGAAAGAAUUUCCUCGCAAUUCUUGUGUUUUGUCGUGCGAAAACGGACCAAGAAUUUCGACAAAAGCAUGGAUAUCUUGGUACGUCUGGCAACACUGUGAAAACCCUUUUAUUGCAUUCUUCAAAGGACCGGCAAAAAAAUGCUUGAAACACAGAAAAGUAAUAUAUAUGUAUAAUACAUGAUGUAUAAGCAUUAUGUAGUUCUCUAAAGGUGAGGUGAAAUAUGUGCACAUAAAAUUGUAAGGAGAUGUGCAGAGAAGGGUGUUCUGGUAAAUUUAAAUUGUUGAGUUUUUUUGUGCAAUUGCAAUUUUAAAGUUGCUUAGAAUGACUAGCUUUUUGAAUGUGUUUUCAAGACCAUGUUAGUUUACACUUUUGUUUUGGCUGGGUGCUUAGUCCGGAAUAUUUCCGUGGUCUUGCGAUGUCUCCGUAAAGCAGGCAGGGCGGUCGUGUGUGUGUGUGUGUGUGUGUUCGGCGGCAAUGCACGUGUCUCCAGCGCUUCGUUGGGGCCCGUGUGCAUCCAUGAUCUCACUUGUACAUUUUCUGUCGUUCCGUGGCCGCCGCGCCACGGUGCUUGUGUACAUAUUAUAUAUGAUGAAUAUCUCCUCGUCGUCUCGAAGCGUGGCGUGUGGCGCGAGCUUGGCCGUGCUGCUCACGUGCUUCGUGGCAGUGUUUUACCAGAGCAGGGUGCUGCCGUGGCUUCCGGGACACUGCGUUAGUUCAGGCGCUGAGCAGCCUUCCAGUCUUCACCCUGUAGGGGCGUAAUAGGUGGCUUCGGAACAAACAUGAACCAUGUUUCUCAUCCAACAAUAUGGAAACAUAUUUACACUUCUAAAAUAAUGCAUGUUCAUAGUUUUACCAUAAUUCUCCUCAUGUAGCUUGAUUUCUUUUUUAUGAAACUACGUUUUUGAAAACAAGAAGUCACUUGACAAGUUCUAAGGACCAAUCGGAAAACUUGUUCUUUACAACUAGCGUAACAAUUAUUGAUCUACAACACAUUGUUUCCUGAUUGCCCACAAUCUCGCGUAUUGCACUUGGAAUUCUUAAUAGUAGUUCUUUUUAGAAAUCUUGUGUGAAAUUCACAGCCUGUGUGCUUUUUUCUUUCUUCUAAUCCUUCAAAUGAAUGAGAACAAAAGUUUCAUUUUGAAAGAAACUUUCGUGUUAAAGUGUAUUUUUUCCAAUCAUAUGUGAAGAAUUGAGUGGUUGAUUACCAAUUCAUUUUUCAGUUUUAAAAUAACCUAUAAAAUUUUUUAAUUGGUUUGCACAUUGUAAUGAGAUGUUACUGUAGGGACAUUCUUGGUUCAGUGUAUGGAUCACCGUUUGGUGCUGCAAGUAUUUCUCUCUGGUAAAAUAUUGUUUUGAGGGAGCAUAGCUUUAAUAUAUGUGUUUAUUGUGAUAUGAUUACCUUCAGACUCGGAGGGUAUCUAUGCCACCAAAUGAAGCUCUUUUCAGCCAAAGUAAGGUUUGAUAGUGUGAUAGUUGAUUAUUUACUCGACUAAUGUUUGUCUUCUCUGUCGAUCUUUUCAAGCAUCGUCCCACUGGUAGAUGCUGGAGCGUAGAGAACAGUUAUCAGAGAGAGGCCGAGACCCAAAAUAUCAAGCUUGAGUCGAGCGGGUAGCUUCAGCUCGACUCUGCUUGAAUGUUGAGUUCAUCGUACUCAACCGGACGAGACUGAACAGGGUGUUUCAAAAACUUGUGCAUGCCUGACCGGUGCAGUUGGCUUAAAAUCAUGUACUACAAUUUUCCAACUUUCAGUUUUCUCAGUUGCAGUGUUAUGAGAUCACUCUGUGGUUCAGCGCACCCCACGCGACAGUGGCGUGAGCGACGACACGACGUGAUUAGAAGCCUUGAGCACUCAGAAAUUACCUAAAAAAAUUUUUUCUUAUAAUCCGGAGUUUCUGUCUUUUGCAAAUUUCACCUUGAAUAUGUUCAUAUUUUGAUGUAUCAGUUUUUGGAUAUAACUUUGUUCUAAUAGAUUUUUUGUCUUAGGCAGUUCAUAUGUUUCUGGAGCACAGUUUGAACAAACAGCGAAGUAAGGUGUCAUUUUGAUGACAGUGAGACAUGCUGUGUUCAAACAUACAGUGCUUGUGAAUUUCGGACCACAAAGAUAUGCCAUUGCGAUGGUCUUCUCUCUGGUGCUAUUGGAUGCUAGCCGAGACUGAGUCUGACUUAGCUUGAUGCAUUUUGAUGGCAAAUCACUUUUCAUAGUGUAAUAUUGUCCCUGUCUUCAUCAUUUUGGUAACUGUUGGGAAAUGCUCUCACAGGUAGUUGUGUCAACACCAAGUUUUGUAUUGCUUGUAACGUUUCACUGUAUCUAUCUCACUACACACACAUUUCUCUGGUUCCAGCUCUGACUAGCGAUAACCAGUGUAGUCGAGUUUCAGUCAGUGUAGUCAAGUUUCAGUUCAAUCAAGUAGCUUAUGUAAUGGAACUUUCGUGCAAUCCUCAUGCAGUGUUUUUCUUAGGAUUUGAUAGUUUUCUCAUAUGUGUUGUUUACCUGUGAUUGCUUUGUUUUUAUUUUUAUUUUUUAUUAAAGGUAUUAGAAUAUUGUGUAGUUGUGUUGUUUAGGAAGAAUGUUAUUUAUUGCUAUUGUAAAUAUUGUUGUUAUGAUAUUCAAAAAAUUGUCACAAUUUA
Molecule: messenger RNA, 5702 nt
Organism: Bacillus rossius redtenbacheri
Lineage: Eukaryota; Metazoa; Arthropoda; Insecta; Phasmatodea; Bacillidae
Gene: ksr
Product: kinase suppressor of Ras 2
Exons: 17
Coding region: 182-2845 (887 amino acids)
Biological process (GO): protein phosphorylation; Ras protein signal transduction
Cellular component (GO): cytoplasm
Molecular function (GO): ATP binding; protein kinase activity
Source: RefSeq, a predicted model, not a curated record